AACCAAUCAUUGUCUAAUCCCAUAGUCUGCAGCAUUUCAGCCCAGCACGUGAAUAUAAAAACUAUUAAAUUUACAAAAUUAAAAGUAAAUGAUUCAAGAAACAAACAGAGAGCGAUCGCCAGCAGAUGCAUUUGAGCGGCGCGCGCCUGCAUUAGCGCACGAGAGUUGACUCAUUGCGCGUGUCGUUCGGAAAGAGGCAAUUAUCGCAGAGAGCCAUUAAGAACUCAAAAAGAUAAAACAAGCGCCGAAAUAUAGCAACAAGUAAACCAAAUACAAAUAUAAAUAAAUAAAGAAACAAGCAUAUCGUGCCAUAAAAAACACGACAAGAAAACAACAAUUGAAAUGAUCUGUUCUACAUGAGUGUGAGAGCAUUUGUUGGGGCUUGACGCUUUUCGACAACUAAUUGGAAACUCGAUCACCGGCAUUUGUGGCAGUUUUCCGUGCGCUUUCGCAGUGAGCGGACUUAUUGUUGAAGUGCUUGAUAUAUUUUUGCUAGAUUAAAUAGUAAAAAAGCGUGACUUACACAAAAACUUAAAAAAAAAAAUUAAAUAAAUUGUAUUUAAAUAAAUACAAACAAUUUUUACUUGAAAAUUAAUUGAACUUGAACUCAUAAAUAAAUACUUACAUAAUUUUAGUGAUCGACGCAAGCUCUAACAUCGUCGUGCUGUCAAAAGCUUUACUUUACGCGUUUCGCUUUAGCCUUGACAGUCACCUGCUAUUAGAGCGCGUAGAAAAAACUCGAAAAAAGUUCAACAAAGCAGCCAACAGCUGUUGAUUUUGCCGACGAGUUUUUGCAGUAGUGAGAAGAAAACAACAACAAUGGAAACGGUUAUAAACAAAGCUUUUGCUGAUGCAGGUCAGAAGCCUGGUGUGGAAAUUUGGCGCAUUGAGGAUUUUGAGCCAGUACCCUAUCCAGCCAAAUACUAUGGAAAAUUCUACGAAGGAGAUUCGUACAUUAUUUUAAAGACCACCGAAGACCCGAAGAGCCAAAAACUUUCGUGGGAUAUUCACUUUUGGCUAGGCGCUGAGACGACCACCGACGAGGCGGGCGCUGCGGCUAUUUGCACCGUGCAACUGGACGACCAAUUGGAUGGUGCACCGGUGCAGCAUCGCGAAGUUCAAGAUCAUGAAUCACAAUUGUUCCUCAGCUACUUUAAAAAUGGUGUGCGCUACGAGAAGGGCGGCGUGGCUACUGGUUUCGAGCAUGUCGAUGUGAAUGCUGCUGGUGAGAAGCGUCUCUUCCAGGUGAAGGGUAAACGAAAUGUACGGGUGCGUCAGGUAGCAUUGUCUAUAACGUCGAUGAAUCGCGGCGAUUGUUUCAUUUUGGAUGCAGGCGAAGAGAUACUCGUCUAUGUGGGCGAGCAGGCGAAACGUUUGGAGCGCCUGAAAGCCAUUUACGCUGCAAAUGAAAUACGUGAUCAGGACCAUCAUGGACGUUCGAAGGUGAACAUUAUUGACAACUUCUCCUCUGAUUUUGCGAAGGAGCUUUUCUUCACCACACUCGGUUCUGGUUCGGCUGACGAAGUACCAGAUGAGAGCACAGACGAAGAAGACGGCGCUUUCGAAACGGCCGAUAUCAAAGCAGUUACACUGUAUAAAGUUAGUGACGCUAGCGGGUCUUUGGAAAUUGAAAAGAUAUCCGAAAAGCCACUACGACAAGAAAUGCUUAGUACAGAUGAUAGCUUCAUACUAGACACAGAUUCCGGCAUUUAUGUUUGGGUUGGACGCAAUUCAACACAAAAAGAAAAGACCAGUGCACUGAAAGCAGCUGAGCAUUUUUUAGAGAGUAAUUCGUAUCCAAAUUGGACGCAGGUACAUCGUGUAGUGGAGGAUGGUGAACCGGCCCCGUUCAAACAAUACUUUUCGACUUGGCAUGAUCAAGGUGUGCAACAUAAGCGUUUGAUACGCAUCGCGUUGGGUUACAGCACAGACGAUUCUGAUUAUGAGGAACCUGAGGAUGUGGAUUCGGUUGUGCAGAAUCUAAAGAAAAGUGGUGGACGAGCCAUUGCUUUUAUGCCCGACUUUGGCGAACGUGAUAUUGAACAUAUUAUCAAGUUCAGUUCAGAGUCGGAUGAUGAUGUUGUGCGCAGUAUUGUAGAUUUUGAAGGCACCACACCACUAAUCGGUCAAUAUGCCUACAUUAUCACCUACAAGUAUAGCGCUAAGAGUGGUGAGUCUGGUAAACUCAUUUAUGUGUGGGAAGGUGCUAAAGCUAGUGACGCCGUGAAGGAGCGUUCAUUCAAUGACGGUUUGGCGAUGGCACAGGAGGAGAAUGCCAUAUUGGUGCGCACAGGACAAAGUCAUGAACCACGCCAUUUUUUGAAAAUAUUCAAAGGUAAGCUGAUUACGCCAUUCACUGAAAAGCCGAAAAGUGCGCAACUCUUCCGCGUACGUGGCACCGACGCAACCGAUGUGCAUGCGACCGAAGUGAACUGUGACGCCUCAUCGUUGGCCUCUGGUGAUGUCUUUGCACUGAUAACGCUAGAUCACAAAGUCUACAUAUGGAUUGGGCAGGGUGCUUCCGACUUUGAGAAAUCUUCUGCGAAUGAGCGUUUUGCUCACUACUGGCCUCAUGGCAAGACAGAGGUGAUUGAAGAAGGUUCUGAACCCUCAGAGUUCUGGGAAGAAUUGCAUGGUGAGGGUGAAUACGACCGCAGGGUUAAUGAUCUGGGUGCACCAUUGCUGGAGCCGCGUCUGUUCCACUGCCAAUUGGUGGCCUGGCGUACUAAGGUGGAGGAGGUGCGCGAAUUCAAGCAGACGGACCUUGAUGUUGAUGACGUAAUGUUAUUGGAUGCCGGUGAUGAAAUUUACAUGUGGGUCGGCUCCGGCGCAUCUGUAGAGGAAAAUGCUAAAAUUUUGCAAAUGGCUCGGAAAUACAUCAAACAAGAACCUACCGAUCGUACUGUUGAUACUGUCAGCGUAAUCCGUAUUGUUCAGGGCAAUGAACCGCGUGUGUUUACGCGUAUGUUUGCCUCCUGGGACAAUGACUAUUGGAAGGACGAAAACGAAGUAAGAAAUGAGAGCAAAGAAAACUUAGACAGUUCAAGAAAUCGUGUAAACUCACUUCCUACUGAUGUUGUAGAGAGUAUGUCGGAGAAAUCCAUUGAAGGUAGAAGGCUUAGAAAUGGCUUUCAAGAAUACUAUCGCGUCGUGACAUUGGAUGUGAAAAACGCCUACAAUAAAGCAGAUUGGGAACAAAUAAUAGCUUCUUUACAACAAAAUCAAGAAAAUAUAAGUAUUGACAGCGUAAAUGAAUUGCCAGACAAUGUUGAAGGUUUCCAAGGUAUAGAAGCCGCGAUGCACAAUCAGACUCACUGGAGUGCCAUACGCGAAGCCAUUGCACGACAGCAAAACCCGAGGGUGGCGAAAAUAGUUGGUGUUGCCGAUGAUAUUGCGCUAGCGGUGAUCAAAAGGCAUUUAACAGAUGUUGCGAGCGCCAGCAAUGCCGAGGUGGUGUUAAUACAAGAUUGGCUGAGUUCAAUUGGUCUACAGCUGAGUGAAAAUAAAAGCAACGCCGUGUUGAAAUCGCGUAUAAAAAAAGUCGAGCAAGAGCGUAUAAAACAGGGCAAUAUGUUGGUCGAAGCUAAACCGCAGAUCGGCUAUUUAGGGCUUCUACUGACUACGAAAUUAAAAUUUAAACAUAAUUUGCAAUAUUCUGAUAAGUUUGCGACGCUGGCAAAUACCAAUGAACUAAAGAAAAUGCUAUUGGGGAUGAAUGUGUCAACUGCGGCGUUACUUUAUCCCUCCACAGGGCCUGAUAAUAAGCUGAAAUUAAUUGUGGAGACCAAUUACUCUGUAGAGAGAAGAUUACUUUCAGGUAAGAGUACGGGUACCGCGCUGGGUGAGGAAGCAGAUGGUGAUGCCGUUGAUGUUGUUUCGGUCGAUGAGCGCAAACGUUGGAGAAUGCGACGCACAGAAAGUUUACCAGAAGUCAGGGAACUAGAAGGAGUAGAUAUUUGAGCAUUAUUUAAUUGUAAUAAAAAAAUAAUAAUAAUAAUAAAAUAUAUAAGUAAAAAUAAUAGCAAAAGUAAAUAUAAUAAAAUAAAUGAUAUCUAACAAAUAUAAUUUUUAAAUAAUUAGAUCGAAUAUUGUAUGAUUUGACUACCAUAUAUCGUAAAUCUGCGAAUAUGUUAAAACGAGAGUGACUAAGUACUCACUUUUCGCUUCUCUUAUUCCCCUGUAAGCAUUUUAGUUUUAACUUGUAUCGAACUAUUUAUGUUUAAGUGUAAGUGCUAAGGAAUAUAUGUAUGCAUGCACUUGUAAAUUUAUGAAGCUAUUAGCAUGCAUGUUGGCAUUAUUAAUCUCUUUCGCUUUUUUGCUUUUAAAUUUACGCAAAUAAUACUCUGUUUACUACACAUGCACAGGCGUAAGCAUGUAUGCAUGUUCGUUGAAAUAAACAUAGAGAAAAUAUUUAGUAUAUGUCUACUUGAUAUGAGUACAAGAGCUGGUGCAUAAAUCUGCUCAUGCUUAUGGGUGUGUGCUUAUAUGGUGCAUUCCAGUUCAAAGGAUACAAGAAGAAUUUUUUGUUAUAAGGAAAAGAGUAGUUAAGUGCAGUUGUUUCUUUUUUAUAAAAGGCUAUUUUUUUAAUGAAUUUUCGAAACUAAUUUGGCUGACGAAAUUGUGUUACGCAACAAAAUUACGUUACGCCAGCAAUUUGCACUGUUACCAUUUAGCGUAGAUAAAACUGAUUUAAGUGUCGCUGUUUUGAUUGUAUUGGUGUAACAUUAAGAAGAUUCAAGACAAAAUUUUUAGAAGGAUGCCACAUAUUUGUGAAUUGCACGUAAAAACAAUUACAAGAUAAAAAAAAAAACACUAUAAAAUGAAAGGGUUAGGAAUAGCUUACAAUUGAAAAAAUUUUGAAAGAGUAAAAAUUUUGAAACUCUAAUUUAUAAAAAUGGGAAUGAAGUAUCUCAUACGCUUAUACCUCUCGGCAUUAUUUGCGAAAGUUUCACUUUUACCGAGUUUCCGUUUCCGUUUUUUUCUACGUCCUUUAAUAUAGAAUCCACCAUAUGCUCUCACUUUUGCUUUUAAAGCUGAUACUUUAAAUUCCAUCACCACUAAAUACAUAUAUGCAAACCAAUUUCCCCAAAUAAAAUUGUGG
This is a messenger RNA of Bactrocera oleae (olive fruit fly), 5101 nucleotides long. RefSeq names its product gelsolin. Gene Ontology annotation, molecular function: actin filament binding; phosphatidylinositol-4,5-bisphosphate binding. The record is from RefSeq and is a predicted model, not a curated record. Gene Ontology annotation, biological process: actin polymerization or depolymerization; actin filament severing; barbed-end actin filament capping. Lineage: Eukaryota; Metazoa; Arthropoda; Insecta; Diptera; Tephritidae. Gene Ontology annotation, cellular component: cytoplasm; actin cytoskeleton.